Cucumis melo (muskmelon) is the source of this 966-nucleotide messenger RNA. RefSeq names its product LOB domain-containing protein 39-like. The transcript is spliced from 2 exons. Gene Ontology annotation, biological process: regulation of gene expression. Lineage: Eukaryota; Viridiplantae; Streptophyta; Magnoliopsida; Cucurbitales; Cucurbitaceae. The coding region runs from base 224 to 835 and encodes 203 amino acids. The record is from RefSeq and is a predicted model, not a curated record.
CCUCCUCUCCUCUCUUCCCUUCUUCACUCUUCUUCUCCAAACGCCCCCCCCCCCCCCCCCCCCCCCCCCCAAAAACAUAUUCUCCUUUUUUAUCCUUAUUUAUUAUUAUCAUUACCCCAUUAAAAUUCCUCUCCUCCUCAUUGCUUCUAUCUUAAGAAACCCUUUUAUUCUUCAUUCCUCGUAAACUCACCCCAACUCCAAAUUAUUACCAAUUUCUUCAACGAUGAGUUGCAACGGUUGCAGAGUGCUUCGAAAGGGAUGCAGCGAAGCUUGUGUUUUAAGGUCAAGUCUUCAUUGGAUUGAUUCCCCGGAAGCUCAAGGCAACGCUACUCUGUUUCUCGCUAAAUUUUUCGGCCGUAGUGAUCUUUUGUCCUUUAUCUCCGCCGUUCCUUAUCAUCAAAGACCUGCUUUGUUUCAGUCUCUGUUAUUCGAAGCUUGUGGUCGCACAGUUAACCCAGUUAGCGGCGCCGUUGGUCUCUUGUCUAGUGGGAACUGGCACGUCUGUCAGGCGGCGGCGGAUACCAUUCUCAACGGCGGUGUUCUCAGACCAAUACCCGGAAUCGAAAUUUCUGGGAAUCCUACGCCUAACCUUGAUGAUUCAUCGUUUACUUUUAAUAACGAUGUCUGGACAACCACCACACACAAUCUUCAAUUUUACCCAUCUACUCCGUCUGAUUUCCGGUGCCUUCCUGAUCUCGGUCUCAACAGAACGAAGAAGCAUCCGUUGGAGAAUCGGCGGUCUCUUGAUUCCGAAGAGUCGGUCAUGACUAGCUUCGGAAGCGGCGAUCUUGGCGACCAACGGAAAGAAACGAAGCUCUUGAACUUAUUCGUGUGAAAGAAGAAAGAUAGAAAGAGAGAAGGAAGGAAUUUUUUUUCUCUUUUUUUUUUUUUGAGUUUAGAGGCGAUGUUGUAGAAGUAAGAACAGUGAAUAAUCCAAUGAGAUUUUAAUAAUCAGUUGGUCGGAAA